CCUUCAAACCAACCUUCCCUCACAUGCUCCCUCUGUAUAGCUCUCUGAGAUUAUCCUCCUUUUUAUAUUUAAUCUUAAGCUUCUAAUAUCAGGAUCUAUCUGUGUUCAGGUUGUUCCAAAACAUCCAUAUUUUAGCUUAUGUUUUUCAUUGUUGAGUAUGUAUUUAGGAAGAUGAUGAUAUCUUGUGAAGCAAAAGCGUAGAAGAGAGAGAGAGAGAGAGAGAGGGAGCAUGGGGUGUGCUACAUCUGUUUAUGAUUCUGUGGGCAAGAAGAAGAGGAUCGUUCAAGAAUCUGUAGUGUUUGUUCUGCAGCUCCGUGUUCCUGUUCAGUCUGAUCUUCAGCGUCAGCUCAAAGGCGUUGCUCCCAGGACCACCGUUGAGCGUUUGGCAUGUCUAAGGAAUCAGAUUCAGCUGGUAGCUGAGGACACAGGUGGUUCUGCCAUUUCUGAGCUGCGUACAGCUUUGGAGGAGUACUUAUCUCUCCUCACCGGUAUUGUCAAGAAAAAGAAUGAUGGCAUGGAGGGAUGUGUAGAGUUCAAAUGGAAAAUCCUUGGAGAUGGUCGAAGAGCAGAGUUAUGUUUCACAAACAUUUGGAUGGAGAUGCUGACAGUGAUCCACAUGAUGGCUGCUUUGGCAUUGACUGAAGCUAACUCUCUCAUGACUCCGAAGGCCUGCUCUGAUUCUAGCAAUAGCGUCCGUGUGGUCUCCAGUGAUUGCAGGAGAGAUGCAGUUGACUUGCUGCUCAAGGCGUCUGGAUACUUAGAGUUCUGCAUCCGAGAGAUAUUGACUCGCUUUCCUCCUGAUAUUAAGAGUAAAUUGCCAGAUGAUAUGCAGGAGAGUGUUUUACAAACUCUAUCUAUCCAAGCACUAGGCCAGGGAACUGAGAUUCAACUAGGAUUAGCAGUUGAUAGCCAGAAAGCUACACUUUCUGUGAAGAGGAGACUUGCCUGUGAGCAAGUCAUCUAUUUCUCCCAGGCAUAUCAAUGCUUGUCUGGUUGUGAAGUAGUCAGCCACGGAUGCGCCAAAAAGCUUCUCCGGUUCAUAUACUGGAAGUUUCUUGAAGCAAAGGCUGCGGCAUACUAUUACCAUGGACUGGUAACAGACAAAGGAAACGAGCCAGCUUGCCACGUGAGUGCGGUGUGUUGUUUCCUUGCAGCUGCAGAGCUCCUAGCAGAAAGCAAGAAGGCUUGUUUCAGCUUCUGCUUAGCUCCUCCUGUCACUAGGGCUCCUCCUAUGUGGGGUGUCAUGAAGCACUUGAGCCAGAAGAUUCCAGAAGUUGCUUUUAGGAAAUCUCAAACGUAUGGAUACUUGCUUGAAGAAGAAGAAAAGGCAAUGCAGUGUUUACCAGAGCUCCCAGACUUUCAGUUGUCAUUGAGACCAGAAGAGUUUGAGCUACCUGAGAUAGAAGCUGGCUCUUCUGAAGGAAACCAAACCCAUUUGCUUAGUGAACAUCUCGAAGACUACUCCGAUAAUCAUGAUGAUGAUGAAGAUAAUGAUGAGCUUGAUCAUUGAGCAGCACUCUCUACACAUAUUCUUUGAGUAUCUUACCAGUUAUAUAAUUGUAAUGUAAUAGAGUUACUUCUUUUGCAGUACUAGUUUCUUUCGUGUCAAACAAACGUAUGAUACUUGUUUCAGUUUUUAGUAUAGUAUGCAUUAUU
Messenger RNA from Brassica oleracea var. oleracea, 1656 nucleotides. RefSeq lists its product as uncharacterized. The record is from RefSeq and is a predicted model, not a curated record. Lineage: Eukaryota; Viridiplantae; Streptophyta; Magnoliopsida; Brassicales; Brassicaceae. Bases 230 to 1510 code for a protein of 426 amino acids. The transcript has 11 exons.